CGAACUUGUCGCUUGUGCCAUUGAGGGAUACAAACAGAAGGUUAGCCAAGUGAUUGCUAGUAAUAUUUUCGCCAGGAUAGCGGUUUUUCGUGUUGUCUACACAGACCAAUAGUGAUUGGAUUAUGAGAAGUGGAUGUUGGCUUUGUUAGGACUGUGAUUGAGCACCAUGGCUGCAGCCCCGUCACUCAGACGAACAGAUUCAGCUCGUGGAGAGUUUUCUCCGCUGAAACACUUUGUCGUAGCUAAGAAGAGAAUCAGCGAUGUAUUUGAUCAACUGCUCAACUACGUAAAAGAGACUUCAGACUUUGUGGAAGAAAUAAAUGGGAAUAAAGCUUUGGAGAACAUUGCCACUCAAGAUCAGAAGUUGGAGAUUCAGGGUUAUGCUGACAAAAUUGCUGUCAUCAAGGAAGUGCUUGCACGCAGGCACAUGAAAGUGGCCUUUUUUGGAAGGACCAGUAACGGUAAAAGCACAGUGAUCAACGCCAUGCUGAGGGAUCGUGUACUGCCCAGUGGCAUUGGUCACACCACUAACUGCUUCCUGAGUGUGGAGGGAACUGAUGAUGACAAGGCUUACCUCAAGACAGAAGGCUCUGAAGAGGAGCAAAGCAUUAAGACUGUAAACCAGCUGGCUCAUGCUCUUCAUAUGGAUGAAAGCCUGGAUGCCGGCUGUCUUGUCCGUGUGUUUUGGCCAAAGACCAAGUGUGCUCUGCUUCGAGAUGACCUGGUGCUUGUGGACAGCCCGGGGACAGAUGUCACGUCACAGCUGGACAGCUGGAUUGACAAGUUUUGUCUGGACGCUGAUGUCUUCGUGCUGGUGGCGAACUCAGAGUCUACACUCAUGAACACGGAAAAACACUUUUUCCACAAAGUGAACGAGCGUCUCUCAAAGCCGAACAUCUUCAUCCUCAACAAUCGCUGGGACGCCUCAGCAAACGAACCAGAAUACAUGGAGGAUGUAAGGAAACAGCACACAGACCGCUGUGUAAAAUUCCUGGUAGAGGAGCUGAAAGUUGUUGACUAUGAGCAGGCACCCAACCGCAUUUUCUUUGUCUCUGCAAAAGAGGUGCUCAAUUCCCGCAUGCAGCGUGCGCAGGGCAUGCCUGAAACAGGUGGCGCUCUGGCUGAGGGCUUCAAGGAGAGGCUGAAGGAGUUCCAGAGCUUUGAGCGGAGGUUUGAGGAGUGUAUCUCGCAGUCAGCAGUGAAAACAAAGUUUGAACAGCACACUAUCAGGGCCAAGCAGAUCACAGAAAAAGUCAAGAGUAUCAUGGACGCCAUCAACAUCGAGGCGGCGGAGAAAAGAGUGGCAGCACUGGAGGACAGAGAGUACCAAAUGGAUCGGCUGGAAUUUGUCAGGAAUCAGCUCAACCUGCUGAUUGAAGAGAUUAAAAAGAAGAUCAAAGCCAUCAGCGACGACGUGGAGUCCAAGGUGUCCAUCGCCAUGGGAGAGGAGAUCUGUCGUCUCCAUGUGAUUGUUGAUGAGUUCCACUCUGAUUUCCAUCCCUCACCGCAUGUCCUCAAGAUCUACAAGUCUGAGCUGCUGUCUCAUGUGGAGGAGGGAAUGGGGAAGAACUUGGCCUUCCGCUGCUCCAACGCUGUCCAUGCCUCUGUCCAGUCCUCCCAGAGAUACAUGAUAGAGAGUAUGCAGCCUCUGCUUCCCUCUGUGAUGCAAAGCCAAGUCCACAUGCUAGUGCCUAACAGGACGUUUGACCUGAGUUACGACCUAAACUGCGCCACAAUCUGCAGCGACUUCCAGGAGAGCAUAGAGUUUCAGUUUUCAUUGGGCUGGCAAGCUUUAGUCCACCGCUUCCUGGGAUCUGUUAAUGCACAGAGGGCUCUCAAACUGAUGGACCAAAACUUCCAGACAUCUCGACCAGCAUUGCAUCAGGCACAAACACCGUCUUCAGGACCCCCCUCCAUUGCUGCACCACCUAAUAACGAGAUGGCACUCAUGACCCAGGAAGACCUGAUGGUAGCCAUGGCAAACAAUGUGGCAUCUCUCACUUCCCGCACUUCAAUGAGCGCUGUCAUCGUUGGAGGAGUGGUGUGGAAAGCAGUUGGCUGGAGGCUGAUUGCCCUGUCGGCAUCACUCUAUGGCCUGUUGUACCUGUAUGAGAGACUCACCUGGACCACAAAAGCAAAGGAGCGUGCUCUGAAACGCCAGUUUGUAGAUUACGCAACUGACAAGCUGCAGCUCAUCGUCAGCUUCACGAGUGCAAACUGUAGUCACCAGGUCCAACAGGAGAUGGCUGCGACAUUUGCUCGGCUCUGUCAGCAGGUGGACCAGACGCAGAAAGAGCUGGAGGCAAACAUCUGCCAACUGACAGCCAAGAUAGAUCAGCUGGAGACCGUCCAGAGUCGUUCCAAGAUCCUACGACAUAAAGCCACAGAGCUGGAGAAACAUUUGGAGGAAUUCACAAAUCAGUACCUGCAGCCUCAGGAGUGAAGCUGCUCUUCUUCAUCGCUCCACAGUUUGCCUCUUUUCGAGCCGGUCACUCGUCAGUCUGGUGCCGCCCCAACAUGCCGUCACCUUGUGCAGAUGGUAGCGCUGAAAAUCUCUGAAUCGACUGAGCCAACAUCUGGAAAACAGUCUUUACAUAUUUUGAUAUUCAGUGAAAUGACACUCAUAAUGAGGCAGAAGCUCUCCCAGCCUCUCAAAUAUGAAGUUCUGAUCCUCUUGUUUCAGUUGUGAGAUGGGUUUUUUUGUUUAUUUGAUGUAAUGCAAAAAGAAUAUAUAUUUUUGGUCAUUUUGUAUACCUCAGUUUAUCAAAAGAAAAAGGAAAAAUAGGGAUGUAUUGAUAAUAAGCAGGCAAAGAGGAGGGGAAGCCCAGAAACACAUAUUUCCACUCUUUCCUCAGCCAGUCAGGUGCCUCAGAUGAUCACAAACACCUCACUCAUCACAGCCUACAUGGACCGUAGUUGUACAACAAAAAAAAAACUAUGGAGCGGGACGUCUUCUCGGUCAGGUGCUGAAUUUUGACACUAACUUGCUGUGACUCAUUGUGAAUAUGCCUCUCCCCCCAUCCAAUUACUGUUUGUGGAGCAGAUGAAGUUUGUGUGUCUGAGAUAAAACAAGUAUCUGCUCAGACACUUGGUCAACUGUACUUAAAAGGAAAUAAACAAAAAUAAAUAGAUUUAAUACUAAAAAAACAACUUUGUUUUUCAUAAUUAUAAGAAACAAGUUCAUCCUUGAAGUAGGAAGGGAAAGCAUGUCUGUAAUUACGGUAGUUUGAGUUCUAUUUUCUAACAACCUAAACUACACAUCAAAUACUUUGGACAACCACAGAUAUUUUUAUUAUAUUUAAUUUUAUGUAUGCAUACUAGACAAUACAAUUACAGCAGGCUUAUUUGGUAAACUUCUUUUUUUCCUGAACGUGUGUUUCAGAUUUACCAGAUUAAACUAGAAAAAGUCUGAUGUUGACAUUUUGUACAUUUUUUUGAAACACAUUCAAAUACACUUCCUGCAAACAGUUCCAACUCAUUUCACUGAACUGCAGCUUGGUGGCAGCAACACACCAGCCAGGCUGCAAAAAUCUGAGUGUUGCAUAUAAACUAAUAUGACAUGUUUUACAUGUAAGUUGUAGCUUGAAUGCAUUUUAAGUAUAAUUUCUCAUGCCUGCAUCUGCCACAGGGCUAUUGUGUAUUAUUAUGCAGACUUGAGGAUUGUAAGGAAACCUUUCUUGAAUGGCAACCAAAUUUUCUUCUGACACUGCUCAACAUCAAAUCACUGAAAAGUGAGGUGCAGCCAUGAUGCCAUCUUUAGCAAGAGAGGAUUGCUUGCAACAAAUAUGAUGGAUAUGUAGUUUGUUUUGUUUUUAGCAAUGUUUUGUCUUCUGUAGCCUUAAUAGCUGACAAAUGUCCACACAGUCACUUUUUUUUAUAGAAUUCAGGUUGCAGCUGAGCUCAUCAAUGAUAAAGACUGACCACAUUGGUGCGUCCCAUCAAGGUUAUCUGAAUCCAGUAGUGGAAGCUCCACUGCCAUACUGAUCAGUUGUUUUCCUGCUGUUGCAGGCUUGUGCAGAACUUGAGGAGCUCCACUUCUGAAUCAGGUGUAUGAGCAGGGAAAGUUUUAAAACCUGCAAUGCUCAGAAGUUUUGACGAGUUGUCCUGCACUACAUGGUCCUGAUGAAGCACCAAUUCUACCACCUUUAGAAAACACAAAUAAUCCCAUUUACAAGCAAGCUGUCCUUUUAAACCUGCUUUUCCCUUAAAUUAGAAUUUAAAAUGAUUAAAAUCCCUUUGGCCAAAGCUGCUUCUUUUAUGUCCCUGUCAAAUCUUUUAGGAUUUUAAAUACCAAGUUCAAUUUUUACAACACAGUAAAAUAUUCUGUAUAGUUCUAACGCAGUUGUGGUCUUCAUACAUCUUUAUGUAAACAAAACCAGCAUAGAUUUCCUUGGUUAAAAGCUUUUUUUUUAUUAUGGGUUACAAUAACUCAUGGCAACAUAUCAGUAUCACCAAGCCACUGUACAAAUACAAAAAACCAAAAAGAAAAAAAAAAGGUCUGGUGUGAAAAAGACUAUAAAAAUGAUUCCAUAAGUGAUUAAAAUUUCACACAAUAGCACUGUAAGAAUUAUCAUGGCACCAAGUCCCCUGUCUUCACUGGCUUAAAACAGAAAACAAUAAAUAAAACCAAAGUGAAAAAGAAAAGAACUGAGUUUAAAGUCAAAGGGCAAUGCAGUGAUCAUGUGGUAAGAUGUGAGAAUGAUGAUUAUUAAACUGGUGGUUGCAGCUAGCACAAUGAAUACUGCCUGAGUGUCUGCUCUCACAAGCUCAACACUGACCCAAACA
Melanotaenia boesemani (Boeseman's rainbowfish) is the source of this 4785-nucleotide messenger RNA. RefSeq names its product mitofusin 1b (gene mfn1b). The record is from RefSeq and is a predicted model, not a curated record. Lineage: Eukaryota; Metazoa; Chordata; Actinopteri; Atheriniformes; Melanotaeniidae. Gene Ontology annotation, cellular component: mitochondrial outer membrane. Bases 167 to 2443 code for a protein of 758 amino acids. Gene Ontology annotation, molecular function: GTP binding; GTPase activity. Gene Ontology annotation, biological process: mitochondrial fusion; mitochondrion localization. The transcript is spliced from 18 exons.